Rotaria socialis is the source of this 468-nucleotide messenger RNA. Lineage: Eukaryota; Metazoa; Rotifera; Eurotatoria; Philodinida; Philodinidae. The record is from the annotation of a GenBank genome assembly.
AUGCAAGCAGAUAAAAUCGAAUUGGAAGUAGCUGUCAUUUCAACAACACUAGAAGGAAACCAGCAACAACCACACACACCAGUCGAUUCUCGUUCUUCUCAACUCUCUGAUACUGAAAGCCCCGCGUUAAUUCACGACAGUAAUCUCCAAGAAGAGGAACAAGCAGCUCAAGCUAAUCAUCACAGGACGAAUAUCAACAUGGAUGAAGAAAUUUUAAAAAUCAACACGCUCUCAAUCACGUUUGCAGGAGUUUUGAUCGCGGUUGGAGGGAUUAUACUUUAUUUUACACGCUCUUUUAUUUCUUCUCGUUUAAGAUAUUUUUUACCUAUACCACCUAUUGGUGUUGCUGCUUGUGUUGAUGGUUUUGAUUAUUUGGCUGAUUAUGUGAAAUGUAACGAUAUUAUUGAACGAACUGGAAUAAAUCAAAGAUCACCGUACAUAUUUAUGGCAAAAUAUAUAAUUAUAUAG